AUGUCUAUCUUGUUUACCUACUUACACUGGGUCAACUCGGUGCUGUCAGAGAGUGGUGGUCACGUGGAUGGUGCGGAGGAUGUGCGGGAAGGACAGGUUUUGUGUCAGCUCAUCGAUGUCCUUAAUCCUGGAGCUAACCUUGUAAUGAAAGUCAAGGCUUCAGAAGAAGAUGCACCAGUUAGCUACAUCAACACAGCUCUGGACCAUAUGAGAGGUCAUGGGGUCAAGGUUACACUCCAAGCACAAGAUAUAAUCAGCAGCAAUGUCAAGGCCACCUUGGAUGUUCUAUGGGCCCUAAUUCUACAUUAUGGCAUCCAUUUCAUUGGUGAAAGUGUCCAAAACAGAAGUGCUGGUGAGGGUAAGAGACUGCUUCUAGAAUGGUGCCAGGAAGUACUGAAUACAACCUUUGACCCUAGUGAUCAACUGACUUCCACUCUUUCUCAUGGAAACUGGCUUGUCAAGUUGCUGGAGAUAGCAGUGCAGAACAGCAUGCAGCCUUCUCAGAACAAGCCUGCAGAUAUUGAAUGUCUAUUGGGAGAGAUUGAGCACCAGUAUCAAAUCAAGAGGGGCAUUAUUAAGUCCAAUGAUAUUAUUGAAGGAACAGUCGAUGAGAACGGGUUAAUGAUCUUUCUGUCUCUGUUAAAAAGGAGGGGCUACAGUAGUUUUACCACAAGCAGGUUGGAAAAUGGCUACCCAUUAUCGCGAAGAAGCAGAUCCAGCCAUGUAUUGUCAGCUGUUGAUGGAAGUUCCCCACAUAGUCCAAUUCA
Molecule: messenger RNA, 767 nt
Organism: Candidula unifasciata
Lineage: Eukaryota; Metazoa; Mollusca; Gastropoda; Stylommatophora; Geomitridae
Source: the annotation of a GenBank genome assembly